AUGUGGAAGGCCGACAACAAAGAUGCUACAAUAGUGACGGUCACCUAUGCUUGCCACUCAGCAGUUUCAUAUGUCGCUGCCUGGAAAAGUUUGCUUAGCCAGCGGAAGGAAGAUUGGUCCAGAGUGCAAGCUUAUCUAACCAAGGUUUUGAGAUGCUUCACAGCCCAAAGUGAGGCAUUGCCUCAGGCAAGGAUUUCCAUCCGCCAAGGCAUUGUAGAUUUAUGGGAGCGAUGUUUGAUGGACACAUCCUCGCAGGACUUGACCUUCAAUACAGCUGAUGGAGAAGUAACCGCUCACAGUCACGUGCUCGCUCAAGCAUCACCAGUGGUGGCUGCAAUGUUGUCAAGCCCGAUGAAAGAAGGACAAAAGUGUCUCAUUGAGGUCAAAGACGCUUCAAGUAAUAGCGUGUCGCUCUUUCUGGAGCUUUUGUACACAUGCUCAACCAAGUUGGACCCUGACUACCAGAUGGUUUUGCAAGCGUUGGACGUUGCUCAUCGUUGGCAAGUGGAAGUUGUGGUCACAAUCCUCGCAGACUUGCUCCAAGGGAUGAUCACCGAUGAGAGCUUUGUGGCGAUCGCAGAACAUUCUGUCCUGAAGGGCUUGGAGAAUCUGAAGACGGCUGCAAGACGAUUUGGAGCAGAAUCUGCUGCUGUGCAGGCUGCUUGGCAAUGA
Messenger RNA from Durusdinium trenchii, 672 nucleotides. The record is from the annotation of a GenBank genome assembly. NCBI's taxonomy places the organism in Eukaryota, Dinophyceae, Suessiales, Symbiodiniaceae.